This is a messenger RNA of Drosophila takahashii, 2069 nucleotides long. Its product is annotated as serine-rich adhesin for platelets. Lineage: Eukaryota; Metazoa; Arthropoda; Insecta; Diptera; Drosophilidae. Gene Ontology annotation, molecular function: protein binding. The record is from RefSeq and is a predicted model, not a curated record.
UUUAAAUCGGUAAAUGCGAAAUACUAGCUAAAUAAAAAACCAAUUACAGGGUACCUAUAAGAGCGAGAGAAAAGCUAACUGGGAGAGAAAGCUGGCGAAAGAGAGCGGGAGAGAGCCGAAAGCUUUAAAUUUCGCAAGGUAAAAGCGAACAAGUGUGUAUAAAAAGGACAUUUCGUUCAGUCGUCGACUCUGUUAAUUAAGCGAAACUGCGACGCAAAAAGGCGGAACGAAUUUCACUUUAGCGAAGAGAAAAAAACGUUUCCACUUUCCGCUGCAACAAAGUAUCUAAAAGUAAAAGUUGCUGUUUGUCUUUUGGAUGAAUAUCCACAGAUUGUGCAUCCGAAAAUUGAAAAUUACCGCGUAACCAUUGGACCAGAAUCGAAGGACUCGUGUUGUGUGUGUGUGUGCAAAGAAAACUCUGGCUGGCAUUUUUGCAGCUUCAACUGCGUAGCAGCCAGGGAAAACACACGUUAAUUAGUUUUCACCCACGCCGCAGAAUCUUUGAUUCGAGGAAAGUCCGGGGACUCUGCGCUAAUUAAUCCUGGGACUUGCUGGCUCCACAGCUCUACGGAAAAAAUCCAAGAGGCUGGAGAUGAAUUAACCAGGUGGACGAGACACCGCUCGUAAAUAAUUGAAGACAAGUCCAUGAAAAUGCUAAAUUGAAGAUUGCAAGAUUCUGAAACUGCUAUCGGAGAUCAUGUCUAACCUCCUCUUCAUGGACAAGUCGAAUGGCAAUGGGGUCUAUGCGGUCAGGCCAAACAGCAGCAAUGGCCACAUGGACAACGAUAAUGGAGUAAUCGGAGCAGGUGCUCCUGCCACCACCUCGACCACAACAGCAGCAGCAGGAACAGGUGCAUCUACGACCAUGAUGGCCACGACAAACAACAUAAACAUAAUGAACGGAGCUGCCGCCGCAGCCGCUGCUUCCGCUUCCGGUCUGCCCACUUCCGCCUCCAGCGAGGACCUCAGCCAGAGCCUCUCCGAGUACACGGAUGCCGACGAGAGCAUAUCCGCGCCCACUGAGUUUCUCGCCGAGUUCCUGUCCGCCGUGAUGCUGAAGGACUACAAAAAGGCAUUGAAAUAUUGCAAAUUGAUUCUGCAAUACGAGCCCAACAAUGCCACGGCCAAGGAGUUCUAUCCGCUCAUCCUGGAGAAAUUGAGGGCAGUGGCCACAUCCAGCGACAGCGAUGAGAACUAUAAUAAAUCUUCAUCACCCGACUUGGCUUUGGAUCUGCAUGCCUCCGAUGUGGAGGCGGAUGUUGACGGGGACGAGGCAGGCGACGCAGACGGAGAUGCGGAUGCGGAUGCAGAUGGCGAUGGCAGCGAGAGCAGCAACAACUGUUCCGAGGAGGAGGAUAAUGGAUGGGGUGACGACGAGAUUGACAACGUGGAUGUGAUGGAUGGCGAGGAGGAGAGCAGCAGCAGUGGCGACGACUUCGAGCUGCCCAUCGACGACGCAGGACAGGAUCCAGUAGCAUUGGCAGUUCACUCCCACCACUCCCAUACCCACUCGCAUUCGCAUUCCCAUUCCCACAAUGAUUCUGGAUCCUCGAGGAAUUCAUCGAGCGGCGGAGGCGGGCGCAGCGACAACACCACACAUUCCUACUCCAGCUUGCUUCUGGAGGAGGAGGACGACAUCGUGCCCGUAAGCCUCAACUUUGGCCUAAAGGAGAACCCAGCUGCUGACCUGGACGUGAGCAAUGGCAACAAAGUACCCUCCGCCUCCUGCAGCGAUUCCGAAUCCCCAACAGAACCGCUCACCCAACGCCUGGCGGCCAUCCUUCGGUCCAAGUGCGGCGUAUCCGGCGGUGGGUCAGAUGAGACCUACUAAAUUAUAUUUACAAACUUAAUCCAACGCUGUGCAGGAAUUAUUUUGGUGUGGAUAAUAUUGGCGAACUGCUUACAGAAUGAUGAAGAGAGUUUGAUUUUCUACCUGCUGCACAGUGGCAUCUAUAUAUUCUUGUAUAACUCUAUGAAGACACUCCACCCCUUUGCCCGGCUAGUCUCUCCACUAGUGCGAUCGCUUUACGAACCUAGAAACCGUCCCUAACUGCAUACUCUCGUAUCUC